CUUCAAUCAUUGUCCUUUGUUAGUUAUUUUCACAAAGAGCUAGAGGGAUGGCAAGUUUAUGAAAGCCUGUACCAAUACCAGACGUGAAUAGUACACGUCGUACUCUCUCAUUUCAGAAUUUUUCAUGUAGUUUACUGUCAUCAUUGUUGCUGAAACGUUGCGGCAGUAAACUAGGUCUGUAGGCUGUACAUACUGUAGAAUAGAGCCAUAGCGCUACAACAUCCGGGCAUUCCUCAGCCUGCGCAGAAACGGAAUGGCGGAGCUAGUUCGAUGGGCUCUGGAGAUCACAGACGCAGCCUAGUGGAGAUCCUGAGGCAGGGCUAUGAGGAGUCCAGGGCCCUAGUGGAGCUGCAGAACAGCCUGGGGGCCUCGCAGUCACAGGGCCACCCAAUGAAGAUGGCAGCACGUCCCCAAAAUGGCAGUGAGAUUCCCCUGGAGGACCUGCUGUCUCUGUGUGGGUAUGAGGUGUCUGAUCCCCUCCUGCAGCAGGACAGGGAGCCCAACGAGCUAGCAGCCAGUCUGCCUGACAUGACACUGGACAAGGACCAGAUUGCUAAAGAUCUGUUCUCAGGAGAGGAUGAAGAGGAGUCAUCAGCUGAUGACCUCACUCUCUCUGUCACCUCCCACGCCUCUGACCUCCUCUUCCGCCGCCACCUAAGAGCCCAUUCCAUGGCAGAUGGAGACAAAGGCACCUUCGUCAGCUCCUCAGAAGAUGUCUCAGAUGAUGAUGACGACAACACCUCCAUUCCAUCCAAUGAUGAACGCAAGGACAUCAUGGUGGGCUCAAUGUACCAAGCCAAAAUCCCUCCUCUCAGCCCAUACUCAUACCAGGAGAGAGUCUAUGAGAAUGAGGACCAGCUCCUGUGGACCCCAGACAUGUUGCCAGGCCAGGCUGUAAAGGAGUUCCUGCUAAGUGCCCAGAGACGGGGAGGUCAGGACGGGACUGUAGACACCCUCAUCAACGGGGACAUAAUCAAAGACAAUGAACAAGCUCUGUAUGAGCUGGUGAAAUGCAGCUUUAAUGCAGAGGAGGCACUCAGACGAAUGCGCUUUAAUGUGAAAGUAUUCAGCGAGGAGCUGUGUGCCUGGAGCGAGGAGGAAUGUCGAAACUUUGAACAUGGCUAUCGAGUUCAUGGGAAGAACUUCCACCUCAUUCAGGCCAAUAAGGUACGCACGCGUUCGGUGGGGGAGUGUGUGGAGUAUUACUACAUGUGGAAGAAGUCGGAUCGCCACGAGUACUUCACCCAGCAGACCACUAAGCUGGGCCGCAAGAAGUACAGUCUGCAGUCAGGGAGCAUGGAGGAUGGAGAGCAGGAUGGAGAGGUUGGGGAGAUGGAGGGGUGCUCCCAGAUUCAGCUCCCCUCACAUCACCCAAUCAUAGAUCUGGACAAGCAAGGAGGAGGGCCGUCCCCGUCGCAGACGAACGCCCCGCUUUCUCUUAAAGCCCUGAGCUCACUGCACACAGGCCACUCUAACCAGGCAGGGCCACAAGAUGCUGAGAUGGGGAUGGAGGUGUUGGAGCUGUGUGGCGCUCCUUGCCCCAGCCCACUGAGGGAGCAGCUGUUCAGCCACUUCUCUCCACUCCCCCCUCUGGAGAACCUGCAGCAGGAGCCCUCUCUGAACUGUUCCAGCCCAGGCCACAGUCCCACCUCGCCUCCUGCCCAGCUCCACCUCUCCUCACUGCCCUGCUGCAGCUCCCCUUGCCCCCCAGCGGAGCCUCCUCUCCUGGGUUCUGGCUUCUACCAGCUGCAGCUAGGGCCUUUCCUUCCAGAUGGCCUGUCCAUGGGGCCAGAGGAUGGGGACUCCCAGGGGUUGCAGAUAGAUUUCUCCCUGCCCUCCAUCCCCCAGACCUCACCCGCCAUUGCCCCCUCAGUCUCUAUCACUUCUGACUUUGGGGCCAUCAGCAGUUACCUGUGUCCCUCAGCCCUGUGCCCCUCUCCCGUCCAGCACCCCCGCUCUCUCACACAGUAAGGGGAGGAAGAAGGGUGUCUUUACUCUGGAGUACAUUCCAAUAACACCUGGGUUGUCUGUACUUCUAAUUAUUGCCUGUUGAAGUAAACUUGGACCAGAGCUUACUCAUGUGUUGGUGUGAAACUCCUCAGGAGAGAAACUAUGUUUUUACAGGGAGAUGGGCAUACCUGUAUCAUAGUGUUUACUAAGGGGGACUCCCACUGCACAUAAGCACAAUGGCUUACCUACCUGUCUGAUCUGGAAGGCCAGUCGUUCUGCAGGGAUGUUCCCAGUUCUUAGAGAAUUCUUAGGUAAUGUUGGUACUGGAAAAGCGGGUGGGCUUGUUGAUAGCUCCAAGGCCAAAGCAACUGUCCUGAUGUUCUUUGCAGUUGCCUCCUCCUCUUCCAGAGCAGAACUUGAGACAGAUGUAACAUCCCUCACUGAUUUCCCAACAUUUCCUGGGAACAUUGAGCAGCAGACAGACAGCAUGACCUGGAUGCCAUAUUAUAGCAGUAUGUCCACAAGAGAUGUUCUCCCGCUAUCUGAUCUGAUAAGGCUGUUUCUAUGAGCAGUGUUCAGUCUGCACUUGUAUGUCUCUUCACCACUCUGACUUUGGACCUCUUAGGUAGGAUCAGUCUCCCUAGUUCACUGUGGUUCCACCUCUUGAACAUCCACAACUGAAACUGAAGGUUUUGUAUACAGUCUGUUUAAAAGGAAAGAUCUGUAUAAGAAUACCAUGAAACAAUGCUUUUGAGAUUGUCACUGUUUUUAUUUUCUUGUUCCUUGUUGUUCAGAAAUGUCUUGGAAGGUUUGCAAUAAGAUACCAGAGUUUGUGAUGGGAGUACUUUUGUGUUAUUUCUAGUUUAUGUUGACAUUUGAAAGGUCUUGUACAGAACCAAACUCUCACAAUUGCCUGACAACCAUGAUAGGCAUGUUAGCCUGUGUUUUGCGCAUUAUUGUACAUGUUACUGUAGGUAAGUCACUGAAUACACAGUUACUCAGGUUUUGUAGCCUCUGGCUUCUUCCAUGUAUCUCAACACCUGUUGUGUGAUUAAGUGUUGGAUAUUACCCUGAAUCACACAUGCAACCUUGGGGGUAAUAGUCAUUGAAAAAGCCCAAUGGCAUUGAAGGACAUCAACCCAAAACAUGUGUGUUCAGAAGGAUGCAAUAUUAACAAUGUUGCAGAUGGAGAAUGUGAUAUAUAGCUAGCUAUACAGUCCCCAGGUUUCAGUGAUGCUCUACAGUAUCCUGCCACUAGAGGAUCUCGGCUGUCACAUAGUCUGAAGAGAGCCUGCCUGCUUCACAACCCCUGCUCAGGUGGGCCCGGAGAGAAUACGUCCCCUGUGCUCUCUGCCCUGACAGCAGGAAAACUCCAUGUCUUUAUUUAUUUUUUAUAGGUGGGGUCAUCCUCUACUCCCUGCUCUGACCUAAGCUGUUCUAGAUCUGUGUUUUCUCCAACCGUUUACAGGAGGUUCUGGAUGUUGACUAUCGGGGCAGGAUAGGGAGUAGAAACACAGCUUUUGUUUAUUAUUUUUUAGCAUUUAUAUCGUACUUCUUCUGUUUAUGUUGGUUUGUAAUUAUAAUUAUUAUAUUUUGUAAAAAACAAAACAAAAAAUAAGCUAUUAAAAAUACACAUGUU
This is a messenger RNA of Oncorhynchus kisutch (coho salmon), 3589 nucleotides long. Its product is annotated as mesoderm induction early response protein 2-like. The record is from RefSeq and is a predicted model, not a curated record. Gene Ontology annotation, cellular component: nucleoplasm. Gene Ontology annotation, biological process: negative regulation of transcription by RNA polymerase II. Bases 271 to 1971 code for a protein of 566 amino acids. Lineage: Eukaryota; Metazoa; Chordata; Actinopteri; Salmoniformes; Salmonidae. Gene Ontology annotation, molecular function: histone deacetylase binding; transcription corepressor activity. The transcript is spliced from 13 exons.